Molecule: messenger RNA, 1517 nt
Organism: Bactrocera oleae (olive fruit fly)
Lineage: Eukaryota; Metazoa; Arthropoda; Insecta; Diptera; Tephritidae
Gene: P32
Product: complement C1q binding protein P32
Biological process (GO): cytosolic ribosome assembly
Cellular component (GO): mitochondrial matrix
Source: RefSeq, a predicted model, not a curated record
AUUUGUGAUUAUUAUAUGUCGAAAAAUUAUUGAUUUUUAUUAUUUAGCUUGCAUUCCAUUGUCCUAAUUUUUGUUUCAAUUAUAUUUUCCUACCCUUACAUCUCAAGAUCUUUGGCAAUUUACCAAAAUACUUCAAAACAAAAAAAACAUAUUGGCAACAGCUUUAGUCGGCGAACAUACACUAAGCAAAACCGAAGUUGACAUUUACCAUCUGGAAAUCGUGUGAGGUUAAAUUAACGCUGCAGUUGUACUUCUCCGUGAAAAUUUAAAAAUUUAAAAAUUUUCGUAAUGAGUAAUUUAACAAAAUCCGUACUUCGUUUCGGCAACAGUUUGAUUGCUGCCAACUCAAAGAACGCAUUGAAAAAUGUUUUCGGUAAACGUGACUUCACUCGCACACUCUGGCACAUGUGCAAGAAUCCAGAAACUUCUGGUGCAACCACCAAUGUUCUGAAUGUGCACAAGCCCAGCUUAAGCUGCAGCUGCGGUUGCGGUGGAGUAAAGCACUUGCACACCAAAGGCGAAAGGGAACUAGUGGAAUUCCUGACUGAAGAAAUAUUGGCGGAACGCAAAGCGCAAAAGAUCAAAUCCAUUCCCACCACCUUAGAGGGAUUCAAUGUUAAGCUGGAUGGCGCCGAUGUUGAGUUAACCAAGAUGAGUGAUAAGGAAAAAAUUGUCAUUAACUUCAACGUCAACCACACUGUGGAUACUGAAGACGAACCCGAGUUGGACCCCAAUGCGGAAAAGGCUGAAAUCGGUGAGAUGAGCAGUAAACCGCGUUUUGAAAUUGACAUCGUUAAGGGCAACAUAACUCUUUCAUUCACAUGCUCCUUCUUAGAAGGUACCCCACAAGAGGGCGAAUACAAUGACAUUUUUGGCAUUGAUGAGAUGUGUAUCUACCAAGGUGAAUGGAACGAUAAGGUUUAUGCCGUGGCCGGUGAUGUACUCGAUGGCUACCUAUAUGACUUGCUGAUGAAUCUCUUGGAAGAGAAAGGUGUUAGCAAUGAAUUCGUUGAAAAACUCUCAGAUUUGGCUACUGCUUUUGAGCACACAUCAUACAUCGGUUUGUUGGAAAGCCUCUCGAAGUUUACUUCCGGCAAAUAAAUGCUGUAUCCCUGCCAAUAAAUGCUACACAGCGUUUAAUUGCCAGUUUUUACAUACCUAAGUGACAUAUAAUUUACGCUUAAAGUUUAAGAACUAAUCACAUGAAGUGCAAAUCGAAAAAACAAACCAUAUUUAAUUUUCUGGAAACUGCAAGUUCGAGUUAUGUAACUGUUAUCGCGACAUUGUAGAUCUUAAAUGUUUGCCAAUUUUUUUUUGGCCUAAUACAAUUUUUAAGUAUUGUUGAAUUGUUUUCCUUUUUUUAAAAAAUUGAUUUCUAUCAGAGCUGUUUCCAUAAUUUAUAAAAUUAAUGUGUGAAGUUACGAUGCGCACUGAAAAUAAUUUGACUAUAAAAAAUAUCUUUAUUUGUAAAGAAAAUACAGAAAGAAUUAAAAAAUAUAUUUACAACAAGAAGAAAA